Dreissena polymorpha is the source of this 2233-nucleotide messenger RNA. RefSeq lists its product as uncharacterized. The transcript has 5 exons. The record is from RefSeq and is a predicted model, not a curated record. NCBI's taxonomy places the organism in Eukaryota, Metazoa, Mollusca, Bivalvia, Myida, Dreissenidae. The coding region runs from base 318 to 1079 and encodes 253 amino acids.
CUGAUAAUGGCUUUAUUAGGGCGUGAAGUCUAUGACUGAAAGGAAACAAAAGAUCUUUAUUUCACUUGAUUUACACAUGCGAAUCUAUGUCAUUAAAAGGCAUACAGAAAUGAUUACUGAUAUAUGAACGCAAUCAUAUGUGACCUAUAAAAUUACGCUGUGCGGAUAGAAAUCUACAAAAAAUAAACUAAUAAUACACUGUGUUAAAUAACAAUACGCGUGUUAUGUAAUUGUUGCAAUCGACAUGGCGGCCCAUGGAUCAGUACCAUAAACAGUGAAACUGAUACUGGAAGCGGAAGCCGGGUACAAGGCGCUUGAUGGCGCGCGCGAUUCAGCCCGGGUCAACAGCAGAUGUGUCCAGCGUCGCCACCUCAGCGUCAGAUGGACAGGAGUAUACGCAAGACGAAGGCAGGGGUGUGAUAACUCGCGUUUUCCCGCCGCUUCCCAUGUGCAUGGCUGUUGUUUGCUGCGUGUUAAACUUCCUGCUACCCGGUCUAGGGUCGAUGUUAGCAAGCGUCUGUGGGUUAUGUCUUGCGCCGCCGAAUGACAUGACGCGCAAUGACAAGUUCCGGGCGUGCUGCGAGGGCUGUUCCAUCGGACUCCUGCAGUUUAUGCUGAUUCCUAUAUUCUUCGUCGGCUGGUUCCUGAGCUGCAUGGCUGGGCUGGGAUUCAUCCAGGACUCGCAUAAAUUCUACAAAAUGCUGACCCAAGGUCCUGAAGCAACGGAGCAUGUUUCGGAAAGAUCUGAAAUGACCGAUCCCGAUAAUCGGAUACGAAGCAGGGGCGCCGCUCUACAUCUCGCAAACGCUCGCGUCGUUUCUGUUCAACCCGCCGCCUCGAUGGUGCAGUUGUUGCGACUUCCGUCCUACAGCGAGCGUAGCGCGACACCACCUCCUUACAGCGAGGACACCACCCCAGGGGCAUCCAAUACUCUAAGUCAAAAUCAUCAACGUCAAUCGAGUACUAAUGGGAGAGCUUAUUCCUUCGUAACGCUGAUAUCGGUCGUGCCUGCGGAAGGGGCGCUUGUCGUCCCCGUCCGCUCCCCGCCGCCUCCCUAUAGCGAGAUCGACAUGCUCUGAUGAAGGAUCCGCGUGUGUGGUUGAACUCGUGGUUUUUCUAGUCAUUUUUUUAAUGUAUCGGCCUCUCGCAUAUGGCUCUGACCCCGAGCAUACUGAAAGGUUACUAUUUGUUGGUAAUCGAGUAUAUUACCGUAUACAGGAAACGCCCCGUUCCAAACGCUUACAUGGGUAUUAUAUUUAGUUCUCAAUGUGAAUAGCCAUCUACAGUGCAAGUUGCAAAGCACAUUCUAUGAGAGGCUAGUGAUAUGGUAGAUCAUUGUGUAGCAAGCUCAUACCAGCGACCUAUUGGUUGUGAAGUUUGUUACUUAUACACCAUUAUUAGGGAAGCGGCCUUAUAUGUGACAUACGCACAAUAUAGCGAUUAUAUGUAACAUAUGUGACCUCUUCGCUACCUACAAUAUAGCGAUUAGUGCUUAAUAGCUGCCAUGGUAGUGUUGGUCUUUUGGAUUAAAUAACUCUUAAUCUCACGGUCAGAGAGUAAACAUUGCUCGAUUCUGUAGCAUUAAAAAGCAUUAAAAAACAAAAUUAUAAUGCGACACAACAAUUCCUCUGGAAUAUUGUUUUCAAGAAUUUGAACGUGUUAACUUGUUAUUUAUGUACAUGUGCCAGUUUGAUGUAAUUGGUUAAUAGCCAGUUAUUAUUUGUCAUUCUGCAUAUACAAACAUAGUUAUAUAUUUUUACAUUGUUGAGUCUUCAAAAUUUUCUUUUUGUCAGAUAUAUACGCAAGGCAAAAAUCUAGUGUAGCGAAAAUCUCUACACUACCUAACGAAACCGACCCGACUUCAUACUACCUUAUGCAACUGACUUCAAAGGAACCGAUACUAUCGCUCGAUUGGUCAUUGUCGGCUCGGGUACUACUUACAUGUACCCCGGGUACUCUUAAGUAUACUUACAUGUACCCCGGGUACGGUAAAUAUACGUAAUCGUACCCGGUCGAUAUUAGACUGUACCCGAGUUGUAUUCCCGCCCGAAAUCCGAUAUCGUAAAACGCGCUACCGAUUAUCUUCAACAAACUUCUCUUUAAAAAAACUGCAUCAACAUGCUUUUUGAGUUUGAGUUUCGAUAAUAUAGAGGCCAUUUUACAGAAAAUUGGCAUAAAUGCGAAUAUAAUUAAUAAAAAAAGUAGCCGACAACGACUGAUAAAGCGUUAAAUU